AGCGGUUCGGUUUUACUCUUUUUUUAAAUAUAUAUAUUAGUUAAAAACGGUUUGGUUUGGUUUCAAAUUCGGUUUUUGAAAGUGAAACCGAACUGAACCGAAUUAAUUCGGUUUCAAAAUUUUUUCAAACCGGAUCAAACCGCAUUUUUCGGUUUCAUUGAGUUUUUGGUUCGGUUCGGUUCGGUUUUAGAAACGGUUCGGUUUUUGCGGUUUGAAUGACCACCUCUAUCGUAAAUCCUGAUUUAUCUUCCGGUCGAUCGAUGUAUUCAGAGAAUCCGAUAACCGCUUUUUCUACUUUACCUACAACAAAUUAUUUGUCUGGAUCUAUAGUAAAUUCUACAGGACUCAUUACUAGAGAAAAGUUGAAGGCCCUCGAGGGGCAUCACAAAUUUGGGUAUCUAACUAGUGAGAUGCCAAGACCUAGACCAGGAGAUCCUUAAGCGCAUUUGGAAAGGAGAAGACUCCCUGGUUUGUUCUUUGUUGAUUAAUAGUAUGGAACUACAGAUAGGAAAACCCUUACUGUAUGCUGCAACUGCUCGGGAUAUCUAGGAUGCAAUUCAAAAAUUAUACUUUAAGAGGCAAAAUGUGUCCUGUUUGUACACUCUGUGUAAACAGGUUCACGAGUCCAAACAAGGAAUGAUGGAUGUUACUUCCUACUUUAACAAGUUGUCCCUAAUCUGGCAGGAGAUGGAUCUAUGUCGUGAAAUUGUCUGGAAUUGUCCAUCUGGCGGUGUUCAAUAUUCGAAAAUUGAGGAAGUUGAUCGUGUUUAUGAUUUUCUUGUUGGUCUGAACUCCAAGUUUGAUGCAGUGCACAGCUGAAUACUGGGACAGAGACCAAUACUUUUUCGUAUGCAAGUGUGCUCUGAGGUUCGUUUAGAGGAAGAUAGAUCGAGUGCUAUGAACAACACUACUGUUUCUGCUAUUGAUUCUACUAUGUUUAUUGCAAAAUUAUCUGGAUCUGAUGGUGACAAGCAAAAUAGAAAACCGCCUCCUGUUUGUGAGCACUGCAAGAAACCUUGGCAUACAAAGGAUCAGUAUUGGAAGUUACAUGGCCGACCCUCGAAUGGCAGACGUUGUCCUUCGAAUGACGAGUCCAAUCCUGGGCGGGCACUUGUGAGUGAAUCUACGAGUGUUGCUUCAUAGUCACAACCUCAGUGAAUUGCCAGCGUGACCCUGGUGUUGUUGAGGUCGUUGGGGCUAUUGUCCAAUCAGAUACUUCUCAGCUUUUAAAUCUCCUCAGUAUCAAUGACAAGAAACCAUGGAUACUUGUUUCAGGAGCUAUACAGAUCAUUUAACUGGAUCAUUUGAUCAUUUUCUCUCAUAUCUUCCGAGUGCUGGUAAUGAAAAGAUUCGGAUUGCAGAUGGGUCAUAUUUCUUUUAUUGCCGGAAAGCGUCAUAUUUCUCCUUUUGAGGGUUUAACUUUACAGAAUGUGUUGCAUGUACCCAAAAUAUUUUACAAUUUACUAUCUAUUAGUAAGAUAACUAAAGAUUUGAACUAUCAAGUUGCCUUCUCACCAGAUAAUGUUUUCUUUCAGAAUUUGAGCUUGGAGACGACGAUUGGCACUGCCCGAUACGAUAGGGGCUCUAUUUCCUUGAUGAUGAUGCUUCUUUUAGGAACUGUUAUAGGACUAGUUUGUUGUCUUCUUAUUUUCCUACUUCUAAAAAGGAUUGUAUGUUGUGGCAUUUUUGCCUUGGUCAUCCAAAUUUCCAAUAUAUGAAAUAUUUAUUUCAUCAUUAAUUUCAUAACGUUGAUAUCGCAUCUUUGUCUUGUGAUGUGUGUAUUCGUGCAAAACAGCAUUGAGUCACCUUUUUCUUCUCAACCCUACAGACCUUCCCAACCAUUCACACUUAUCCAUAGUGAUGUUUGGGGUCCCUCAAAUAUUACUACCUCUUCUAGGAAACGUUGGUUUGUGACAUUUAUUGAUGAUCACACUCGUCUUACAUGGAUGUUUCUCCUCAUUGAUAAAUCUGAGGUGCCAUCGAUAUUCCAACAACUUUACACUAUGGUAGAGACUCAAUUUAACACCAAAAUUGCUAUUUUUCGUAGUGAUAAUGGUCGUGAGUUCUUUAACAACACCUUUCAUGAGUUUUUGUCUUUUAAAGGCAUUGUCCAUCAAAGCUCCUGUGCUUAUAUCCCUCAACAUAAUGGGGUGGCUGAAAGAAAAUAUCGUCACCUUCUUGAAGUUGCACGAUCUCUCAUGCUGUCUACUUCCCUUCCAUCUUACUUAUAGGGGGAUGUUGUUUUGACUGCAACCCAUCUUAUUAAUUGAAUGCUUUCCUGUGUCCUCCAACUCUAAAGUCCUCUUGAAUGCUUCAAAGAGUCAUAUCCAACAACGCGCCUUAUUCCUGAUGUUCCCCUUCGGGUGUUUGGAUGCACUGCCUUUGUCCAUAGUCAUGGCCCUAAGCCGAACUAAAUUUACCCCUUGUGCUAAAAAAUGUGUCUUUGUUGGGUAUCCCCUUCACUAGCGAGGUUAUAAAUAUUUCCAUCCAUCUUUACGGAAGUACUUCAUCUCCAUGGAUGUAAUAUUUUUUGAGGAUAAACCUUUCUUACCUGUUAGUCCUCCUCAGGGGGAGAAUCCUAGUAAAGAGACUAACUAAUCCACAUCUUCGGUUCCUACUGACCUUCCUGAACCCAUCUUGAGUGUGCAUGACACUGUCCUACCCACUAAACAAGCCCCUUAGAUAAUGUGUACUAUAGGAAGAAUCUCAGAAAGGAAAUAGUGCCACCUAUUGUUCUAUCGACUCUGGUCCAUGAAUUGGAACCAACACAAGCUCAAGGUACUACUAUUCCUAAUAAUACCGACGUGUGUGUUGAGGAUGAUAUUGUUGAUUUGGUUGAGAAUAACAGGGUUGCAAGCAGUGAUGAGACUUUGGAAGAAACACAAGAAGGUGAGACUCUACCUCAGGUGGUUAAACGUGACCAACGUCCCAUUACUGAUGAGGGGUCAGACAAAAUAGGGGAGUACGAUGCCUCCUUUGACAUGCCCAUUGCUUUAAGAAAGGGCACCAGGUCGUGCACUAAGUACCCCAUGCAUAGCUUUCUAUCUUAUAGUAAUAUGUUUUCUGAGUUCAGAGCGUUCACUACUAGCCUGGAUACAGUAACAAUAUCAAAAAACAUACAUAUGACCAUGGAAGUUCCUGAGUGGAAGGCUGCCGUCAUGGAAGAAAUGAGAGCUCUUGAAAAGAAUAAUAUGUGGGACCAUGUGGCUCCUCCUAAAGGGCAUAAAACAGUUGGGUAAAAAUAGGUGUUUACUUUGAAGUAUAAAUCUGAUAGAACUUUUGACAGAUACAAGGCCAGACUUGUAGCAAAAGGGUUUACUCAAACUUAUGGGAUAGAUUAUUCUGAGACUUUCUCUCCGGUAGCGAAGUUAAAUACAGUUCGAGUCCUUUUUGUGGUAGCUAAUAAAGACUGGUCUCUCCAUCAACUUGAUGUGAAAAAUGCAUUUCUGAAUGGUGAAUUAGAAGAGGUUUAUAUAAGUUCUCCUAGUUUUGAAACUCAGUUUGAUCAUCAGGUUUGUAAACUAAGGAAGUCUUUGUAUGGUUUGAAAUAGUCCCCUAGAGUGUGGUUUGACAGGUUUAUUACCUUUGUUAAGUCCCAAUGUUUUACUCAGGGACACUCUGAUCACACAUUUUUCACAAAAAUGUCAGUAUCAGGGAAAAUUGUUGUUCUAAUUGUGUGUGUGGAUGAUAUUGUCUUGUCAGGAGAUGAUACUGUUGAGAUUAUCAGGCUGAAAAAGAAAAUGACUAACGAGUUUGUGAUUAAGGAUCUUGGGAAUCUAAAGUAUUUCCUUGAAAUGGAGGUGGCAAGAUCAAGAGAAGGGAUCUCUAUCUCUCAACGGAAAUACACUCUUGACCGGUUAAAAGAAAUGAGUAUGAUUGGAUGUAGACCUGCUGACAGUCCUGUAGAAUUCAAUGCUAAACUGGGAGAUUUGUUGACAAAGUUCCUAUUGAUAAAGACAGGUAUCCUACGAGGAACAUAUGGAAGCUGUGAAUCGGAUUCUGAGAUAUUUGAAAACGACUCGAGAAAAUCUACCUCUGGAUACUGUACUUUUGUGUGGGGUAACCUAGUUACUUGGAGAAGUACGAAGCAAGGUGGUGUUGCUAGAAGUAGUGUUGAAGCAGAAUACAAAGCUAUGAGUUUGGGAAUCUGUGAAGAAAUCUGGUUGAAGAAAGUUCUUUAUGAUCUUCAUCAAGAUAGUGAUUUACCUAUGAAAUUCUAUUGUGAUAACAAAGCGGCUGUAAGCAUAGCCAACAAUCCUGUGUAACAUGGUAGAACAAAACAUGUGAAGAUCGAUAGACACUUUGUAAAAGAGAAACUGGACAAUAAUAGUAUCCGUAUUCCUUACAUUUCAUCUAGUCAAUAAGUUGAUAUUUUCACAAGGAUUACUAAGGUAGAGCUUUGACUCUUGUGUUAGCAAGUUGGGUUUGAUUGACAUCUACGCCCCAACUUAAGGGGGAGUGUUGAAAAUAAGAGGCUGUGUUGUGAGUUUAGCCCCAAGGGUAUUUUAGUACUUUAUUUUAUCCUAGUUUUUCCUUUUCUGUAUUAGGGCUUGCUAGAGCUAUAUAUCUUGGUCAUCUCUUGUAUUGUGUAGAGUUGAAAGUAAUAAAAAGUAAUUUUUUAUCGUGGUUUUUCUCCUUGUACUAGGGUUUCCACGUAAAUCUUGUGUUCCCUAUCUCUAUCUUUUAAUAAUGUGUUUCAAGAUCUUGUUAUGUUUCCCGUCUUUUUUUUCCCCUCCUUGUAUCCCUUAACAUUUUCCUUUUUCAUUAUCAAUGAGUUGUUUCUUGUUCCGAGAUAAAAACGUUUUGUCCCUCAGUUUCCUGGUCUACUUACUCCAACACCUUCUGCCAUGGUUGUCAGUGCAGUUAAAGUAGGUCCUAUGGCAGCUUUUCCCUUGUCCAUCUAUAUUGGCUGCUGAUUCUGUCUGGUGAAACACGUCAACCUUCCUCUUCAUAUUCGUUUCAUCAACUGGUGCAUCCCGUCCCACAUCAAUUGAAUUUCAUUCUCCAAGUGUUUUGCACAAAAUUCUCCUCAACAAAUUCUAGAUGAUUCUCCCUCUUGCUUUGUAGCCUACCACUUCGACGAAACUCAAGCGCAAUUGUACAAAACAAGUAGUCACAAACAAAUGGAGGAUUCAAAAGCUCUUGAUCUCCUGCUAGUUCCUCAAUCUACUAGAAAUAUCUGUUUAUAGCCUUCAAAACUCACCGAUACUUGAUUCUGAAUUUCCGACACGAGGUGGAAUUGUGGCAGUUUAACUUUCCUAUAAAUAAACGAAGAAGAAUUCGUUUAUAUAUAUAUAUAUAUAUAUAUAUAUAUCAUUAAUUCAAGCAUAUGGGGUUGGAGAAUUCAAACUUCUAAACUAAGAAUUCAAACUUCAAACCUCUUAAUUUAGAGUAUAUGAUUAACCAAGUUGAAUAAUGCUUAGUGCUUAGUUUAAAUGUUCUCUGCGAUUGUAAUCAGUUUUUGACAGAUUCAUAAAGAAAUUCAAUUCUACCUGAUAAUGUUCUCCUGCGAUAUCGUUUUGGGCAGAGUUUUGUUAUUCUUUCAGCAAUGAUAUGUUUUCUUUUAAAUGUUCUGAAGUAAUCAAUUAUUUUUGUGAA
Molecule: messenger RNA, 5598 nt
Organism: Benincasa hispida (wax gourd)
Lineage: Eukaryota; Viridiplantae; Streptophyta; Magnoliopsida; Cucurbitales; Cucurbitaceae
Source: RefSeq, a predicted model, not a curated record